Molecule: messenger RNA, 3301 nt
Organism: Cryphonectria parasitica EP155
Lineage: Eukaryota; Fungi; Ascomycota; Sordariomycetes; Diaporthales; Cryphonectriaceae
Exons: 3
Coding region: 91-3195 (1034 amino acids)
Biological process (GO): Golgi to plasma membrane transport; exocytosis
Cellular component (GO): exocyst
Source: RefSeq, a predicted model, not a curated record
CGAAACCUUCCAACCUCGACACCUUUUAUCCAGACCCAGCAUCAGGUUCCUUCGUGCUGAUGUUGGCGCUGGGUUGCUUGAAUCAUCAGGAUGGCUGACCUGGAAAGGACCGUGCUGGACUUCUACCAGCUGUCGACUCCGUACCCUGUCGAGUGGCCUACCGAGAAGGACAACAGCGAUGUCUCCGAGGACGAAGAUGCAGCCAAGAAGGCCAAUCGGCGCAAGUCAAGAUACCAGGCCCUGGAGAAAGCAGUCAGCAACAGGAACAGCCAGCUCCCAGGACACGAGAAGUCAGCCAAUGGCGUCGGCAACAUUGUGCAGAAGGACGAGCCAGACCCCUUGGGCACCACGGAUAGUGUCGUGAGGACCUUGAGGCAGCUUGGUGUUCCUGUCCAAGAAGACCCGAGGCUACGACAACGCUUUCUCAUGUCCUCUACUACCUUCUCCCCCGCGCUAUUCCUCUCUCAGAUGCACGCGACGGCAGACACCCAGUCUCUCCUGAAUGGUCUCGACGUCCUCUCGCAAUCUAUCGACCAAAAGAGCGCCUCCCUCAAGGUCCUUGUCGAGUCUAACUUCGAGCGCUUCGUUCGCGCAAAGGCGACUAUUGACAACGUCUAUAAGGAGAUGAAGUACCGUGGUGCCGACCCGAACCCACCUGCACCUGCGAACCGGGCUCGCCCUCACAGCAGGCACGCGAGCAGGAACAGCUUCCGGAGCAGUUCUGGACCGGGCCUGCCAAACCCUCUGGCUCCGGACCCAAGAAAGAAGAAUGCGCUGAUCAAAGAGAGCGAGUACGGUGUCUCUGGCAUCAAGGCUCCACUGCUCGAUGUCUCCGCAAAGGCAGAGGAUGUCUGGGGACCGGCUCUCGGCGGCAGAGACAAGGAAGAGAACCUGAAGAUGGUGGCUGCGACCCUGGAGAAGUACCAGGAGUAUGUCGAGACGAGCUCAGCUGUCGCAGAGAGCAUCAAGCGGAAAGACAAUGAGGCACUGGUGGAGGAGUAUAACAAGGCGAGGAAAUUUGCCGAGGACGCCCGUAGGAUGACCCAGACGGGUUCUCAGGACAGACUGCCCGACGACCAGCUCUACCAGGUGCUUUUGGCUGCUCGUAUGUGGCACGACGUACAUGAACAGAUCGAGGUCUUCAAACGUGAAACCUGGAAGAAGCUCGUCACCCUUCAUACCGCACCAAAGUCGGAAGCAAGUGGGCGCCGGGACCAGCACAUGGAACUCAUCAGCAUCUUGCUUGAGCUGGGCGUGGACGAAAACCCCAUAUGGAUCUGGCUCCUCAGCCGCUAUGAUUACCUCAAGGCUAAGGUCGCCUCAACAGCAGAACGAACCAAGGUGGAGAUCGAGGUUGCCAGACGGCGCAUCGCCAAUGCCGACAGACCCAAGCCCCAAGCGAUCGCAAACCAUGUCAAAUCCAUUGCGCGGCAGUCCAUCGAGAGCAGGUCUCAAUCUUUUGAUUCUGCCGACAUAGUGGAGCUCUGGGAGAGGAUCAUAUCCUUCCUUACCAGCAUGCUUUCCUCUCAGGGCAUCAUUGGUGAGGUCGUGGAGUUCUGGCAGACGGUUCAGGGGUUCUUGGAGGGCAGGUUGCAGAAAUCCUUGCCAGCUGGAUAUAACGGCGAGUCAUUCAAGCAUCACGAGUUGACAAAACAAGGAGCAGCAGAUCUACAAAAAGGCACGGUCGAACUCGUGGAUGCCAUCCGGGAGCACGUAUACCUGUUCUUCGUCGGACCACCUCCAGACGAUCUGUCAAUGCUGCUUUCUCCUAUGCCGUCAGAGCCUAGCACGCCUUUGACGGCCUCUCUCACUGGCGGUGGACGGCCGCUUACACCUAGCACACCCAACACAUUAAAGGCACCUCGCACGAAUCUCGACCCCGGCAGUAUUCCCCCGCCAUCACCUAAGCGAGGUGAGGCAUGGGAGAAGUUUGCCUUCUGGCCUCCUUGGUCAAAUUCCGUCAGUGGUGUACACUACCUGGCCAAGGUGCUCGUGUUGGUAGGCUCGGGCUCCUGUGAUAUGGCCAGUCUUGCGCCAGUUGCCGAAGGAGAUGGUGCGGUACUCGACAGGUUGAGAACACUUGUUGGCUCUGCAAGAGACCGCUGUGUCACAGCCGUGUGCGCCGCUUGGAACAAGGAUGCCGAGAACAUCAAGUAUGUCGAGGACUGGAGCAGAUCGCCAGAGAGAAAGGACGUCACCAAGAUGCCCGCGAGCUUCAAGGCUUUCGAAAGCGCUCUGCUCACGGGCAUGCAGCAGAUUUUAUACAUCUCAGAUGCCAUGUCGAGACCAGGCGCCGGGGAUAUUGUCCAGCCGCCACCAACAAAGCUUCAGCAGAUGGUCCGCAGCCAGUAUGUGACGACAUUGUACAAGGCGCUGAGUGGUAUGGUCGAAAAUGCGGAGCGCUCCUCCCGGAGGUCAGAUGAUGAGUGGACGACUGAGGAAAGCUUCAAUGUGCGCAUGCUGUUGACCCUCAGCAACUUGCAAGCGCUGCGAGCCGAAGUCGUGCCAGGUCUGAACACGCAGUUCGAGAAUGCCUUCUCCGUCAAACUGACGGAUGAAGAGAAGAAAAUCAGAGAUGUACUGGGCCAGAUCGACGCACGUCUAUUCCAGUCCUACACACGGCCGUACAUAGAGUCUCUUCGAAGCAGCAUCCGGCAAGGCAUCACAGCCGCAGAUUGGGCGCCUGCUUCACCCAACGACAAGCCCCGGGAGGUGAGGCCAUACAUCUACAAGGCCCUGCUCGAACUGGUGCUGGUCCACUCUCAAGUAUCCACUACCGCUGCUACGCUCACCAGCCAGGUUCUCUCGUACCUGCUAGAGCAGUCCUCGCGCGAACUCCUCGAGGCGUUCAAGUCCCGGCCGAAGUACAGCCUCUCGGCUCUGAUGCAGGCGACACUCGACGUCGAGUUCGUGGCGCAGACGCUGAGCCAGUACAUGACGGAGAAGUCUACCGAGAUCCAGACGCAGAUUUACCAAGAGCUGGACUCGCGGACGGACAAUGACGCCCGCGCCAGGCUACAGAGCGAGCUGCCGGAGAUGAGGAGCGUGCUUAAGAGGCUGAGAGAGGCGAGCAAGAGCGAAUUUGCGUGCUUCCGCAAGCUGCGCCGUCGAGAGGCGGCGCCGGGGGCCUCGGGUGCGAGAGGGGAUAACAGCAGUGUUUCUACCACGACUAUGUCUAUCGCUGGGUCGAUCUGAGGUAGUGUGUGGUCUUGUGGGUUGGAAACGUAAUUAUAUUGGGGAAACGAGCGAAUAGAGAUAAGUUUAUAUAAAAACGCUAAUCCGUCUUAUUGAUGUGCCACUC